Thrips palmi is the source of this 3995-nucleotide messenger RNA. RefSeq names its product oxysterol-binding protein-related protein 2. Gene Ontology annotation, cellular component: membrane; intracellular membrane-bounded organelle; cytosol. The record is from RefSeq and is a predicted model, not a curated record. The coding region runs from base 349 to 1749 and encodes 466 amino acids. The transcript is spliced from 13 exons. Lineage: Eukaryota; Metazoa; Arthropoda; Insecta; Thysanoptera; Thripidae. Gene Ontology annotation, molecular function: sterol binding.
UCGGCUGCGUGCGGCUGCCUGCUUCCUCUAGUCCGCGACGUCGUCCCGUCCGAGCUCAUUCACUGAGGCUCCCCGAACGGCCGUCACGGCGCACCGGGCCCUGGCCGCCCUGCCUGGCUCAUCUGGCCACCAGGCCCACCCGCCGACCCAGUGCUAGUCUCGCUGGACUCCUGCAGUGCUGCAGUGCUGCCUGCAGCGCCGCUGCCCCGCGGCCCCGCGGCCUCGCCGCCCACCCCCAGCUGCUGCAGCUGUUGUUGUAAGGGCACUAGGGCACUGCCCUUGUCCCAUGAGGAGGGAGGGGCGAGGCACCAGCCCUAGGCGCCCUAGCAGCCCCUGCAGCCCAUCGGCAUGGCGGCCAGCAUGGCUGCCAACUCCCAGCGUCAAUACAGAACUCGUUUGCCCGCCGCCCAGAUCCCUACCGGGGACAUCUCCCUGUGGUCCAUUUUGAAGAAUGCCAUCGGCAAGGAGCUGAGCAAAAUCACCAUGCCGGUCGGUUUCAACGAGCCGCUGUCCUUCCUGCAGCGCAUGACGGAGUACAUGGAGUACGCCCACCUGCUUCGCCUGGCCUCGGAGCAGGAUGACCCCAUCGCGCGGAUGCAGUACGUGGCCGCCUUCGCCGUCAGCGCCCUGGGCUCCAACUGGGAGCGCCCGGGCAAACCCUUCAACCCGCUCCUGGGCGAGACGUUCGAGCUGGAGCGCCCCGAGUUCAGGAUCAUUUGCGAGCAAGUGAGCCACCACCCUCCGGUGUCGGCCUUCCACGCCGACAGCGAAAACUUUGUCUUCCACGGCUCCAUCCACCCCAAGCUCAAGUUCUGGGGGAAGAGCGUCGAGAUCCAGCCCAAGGGCACCGUCACCGUCGAACUGCCAAAGUGGAAGGAGGCCUACACCUGGAACAACGUCUCGUGCUGCGUGCACAACAUCAUCGUCGGCAAGCUCUGGAUCGAGCAGUACGGCACCAUGGAGGUCGUGAACCACAGCACGGGCCACCGCGCCAUCCUGGAGUUCAAGUCGGCCAGCUGGUUCUCCAAGGACCUCCACCGCGUGGAGGGCUUCAUCGUCGACAAGGACAAAAAGAAAAUCAAAUUCAUGUACGGCAAGUGGACGGAGAUUUUCCGAGUGACCGACCCCCAGUCGUACGAGGACUACUUGAAGGAGAACGCUCACAAAUUCAGGAGCGACGACAAAAAGAGCAAAUCGGACAAGAGUGACAACAGCCCCGCCCACACCCCCAGGAGAGUCCUGGCCAAGCUCAACUCGCUCAAAGUCAGUCCCUUCAGGGCCAGCGUCAGCACUGACACGGAUGACGGCCCCGAGGAACCCCCGGAGGGAGACAUCCCGGCCAGCGACUCGACCUUCUCCAUCGACAUCCCCAACUCCGUGACGCUGUGGGAGGCGGACCAGCGGCCGGAGAACAGCACCGACUACUACAAUUUCACGCGUUUCGCCAUGGCCCUAAAUGAGAUGGACGACGACAUGAGGGCCAAACUUUGCCCCACUGAUAGCAGACUGCGGCCCGACAUCCGCAAGCUGGAGGAGGGGGACGUGGACGGCGCGGCCACGGAGAAGACCCGCCUGGAGGAGAAGCAGCGCGGCCGCAAGGCGCGCAAGGACAAGAGCUCCAAGAAGGAGGAGAAGUGGAAACCCAGGUGGUUCGCUUUGGGCACCAACCCUCACACGAACCAGGAAGACUGGCUGUAUCAGGGAGGCUACUGGGACCGCAACUUCUCGCAGCUCGAGGACAUCUUCUAAGCCCUCGGCCGCGUGUUGCGGCCUCGCGGGCCGUCCUGCCGGUUACUGCCCGCCGCGGGACUUCCCCACCGCGGGACUUCCCCACCGUGGGACUUCCCCACCGUGGGACUUCCCCACCGUGGGACUUCCCCACCGUGGGACUUCCCCACCGUGGGACUUCCCCACCGUGGGACUUCCCCACCGUGGGACUCCCCCACCGUGGGACUUCCCCGCCGAGGGACUUCCCCGCGCUGACCAAUGCUGUGCGCUGGCUGCUGUCGCUGGCGUCGGCACGGUGUCUCUGGACCAUUCUGGCCACGACACUGGAGUCGGAGUCCGCGAAGGCGACUGUGCCUCUCUCCGCCUAGCCAGGUGCCGCUCCGGGAGUGAAGUGAAGUGACUUGUGCGAUGUCGGCGGCUUCGGACUGAAGACCGCACCGCCGCAGCACCCCAAGCCCGGCAGCGACAAAGCCGUGAGGCGGACGAGACACUGUUUCAGUGAACGUCGACUCGGCCGUGCAGCUGUGUAGCACUGGCGGCACGGAUUCCGAGAGUCGCUUUCGUCGCCCUGUCUCUGUCGCACUCAUAGACCAUCCUGUAUAGGUGCGAGAGAGACAGAGCGACGGAAAGUCUCUCGGAAUAAGUCCACAGGGAGCACAGCUUAGCUGGAGAGUGGAGAGGAGCAGUCUGUCACUCCCAAGCCCCGCGCAAGCCAUUGCCUUCAAAUGCCAACGAAUCAACUGUUAUUCCGUUUCCGAUUUUAAGCCAACUAGUAUGCCCUCCCAACAGCCCCACCAGCUCUGGACUGAGUGGCGAGAUCCGAACAAUAUGCAAAAUGAAUGGAUUCGAAUAGAUGACUCUUACGCGUGUAGUUAUUUUCAAUAAGACAAUAAGAAGAGCAUCGCUAGGACUUGAAUACGUAAAGGAAACGGUGUUUCUCAAGAAGUCCAGUUGGAAGUGUGACUGACAUGAAAAUAUGCAACAUGGGCUUCAACUCAAACCGCCAUUUGAUUAUCACGCUCAAUAGUUCAGCAAAGGUGCCCACAUAUCCUUGAUUUUGCUUCCUGGUUGACUUAUAAAAAAUGGCCUCCUAUAUCUUAAAUAGAAAGCUACCUAUGUACUUAGUAAUUGAUGUAUUGUCACAUACCUCGAUUAAUAUUCAAAAUUAUAUUGAAAAGAAAAUAUGAAAAUAUGUUAGGUGUGACUGUAUCACACAAUGAGGAAGGUGCAAACUUCUAGUCAAUAGGGAUCAUUGCAUCCUAAAACGCUCAUACGCAUAGGAUGACAGACUUUUAGAAAGCCUUAUUCUAAGCAGAAAGUGCCAGCGAGCAUAUCAUUAUUGGCACAACAAGGGGAUAAAACUGCAUGGGGCUUCAGAAAAGAAUGUUGUUAGUACUAACUAUUCCUGAGGAAUGGUCAUGUUAAAAUUAUUGUAACAUAGAGGUGUAAUGCCACUCUCUUGUUAGAGCUAUGUAGACACUGUGUCAUGAAUCGAACUAUGCAUCCAUCAUCAAAUUUAAAAGCACUAUGCGUUAUUUAUCUACCUGCCAAUCCAUUGUACCUGUAUCCUGAACCAAAUGGAUGUAUCCCUAUUUUUGGACAUCUAAUUGUAAAUAAUGUAAGUAGGAUUCCUAGGAGAAAAUCAAAUUCUUGAAUUCUGCAUCAAAACUAAAUAUACUGGCAGAAUUUUAUAAACAAAAAACAAACAUAAACAGAGACAAUUAACAGUUCCUUUUACAGUUAAAGAAGUAAAAACAAAAUCUGAGUUGCUCUUUCAUGUAAACAGAGCAGCAUUAAUUUGUUUUUUGUUUCUUUUACAUGGAUGCUUGGAAGCUAAUGCAUUAGACGUCUUCUAGAGUUCUAUGUCUGUGCUGCAAAAUCAAAUUGAUUAUAUUACCAGGGCUGUGACCUGUUCAGAUUUGGCAACAUUUCGUUCCUUAGAUUCUUUGAUGACUUGUUAAGAGCUGAUUAAAAAAGAAAUCGCUACUCAGUUAACCAGAUUCGACCAAUGUAGAACUUAGCCAGUAAGAGUCGAAACAAAUAUGAAGCAAUUAAAGUGGAGUGGAAACCCUAGCGAGCCUUCUCAGCACAAAAGCCUGGCUCCAUGGCCUCAAGUUCUUGUAGAAUUGUGACACUCUAGAUUUUGUGUGCAAAACUCUUAGAGCUAUGUUGUGUUUCUGUGAGUCGAAAAACGAUUAUGUCAUCUUCAAUGUUCUACAGCUUACAUCUUUUAUUUUUAGUAAUAAAAUCGUAAUUUUUAAUAACAA